Messenger RNA from Macrosiphum euphorbiae (potato aphid), 1080 nucleotides. Lineage: Eukaryota; Metazoa; Arthropoda; Insecta; Hemiptera; Aphididae. The record is from the annotation of a GenBank genome assembly.
AUGACAUAUGAUGUUCAAAAAAAGAUUGACGAGGGUCUUCUAAAACUGUUUACCAAAGAUUUUCAGCCUUUUAAGGUAGUAGAAGAUGAAGGUUUCAAAAAUGUUGUUAAACUUUUAAAUCCAGCUUAUAAAAUACCUUAUCGUCACACGAUAUCCAAAGUUCACAUCCCUGUGCUAUACCAAAAAAAUUUAAAUGAGACAAAAGAGCUCUUAACCAAUGAAUCGUUGAGUAGCUGUUUAACGACAGAUUGUUGGACAUCUCGAAACAAUAUAGCAUUCAUAUCCAUAAAAUAUAAUUUUAUUGACACACAAUUUGUUUUAAGACCUGUAUUGUUGGGAUGCUAUGAGUUUUCUGAAAGCCAUUCAGGUCGUAAUUUAUGUAACACGAUUCAAGAAACUUUAGAUAAAUGGAACAUAGAUAAAAAAAAAAGAAUAAUUUUAGCAGUCUCAGAUAAUGCUAAUAAUAUCAAAUCUGCUUUGAAUUCAUUAAAAGUUAAGAGUUUGGGAUGUUUUGCUCAUACACUUAACUUAAUUGUUCAAGAUGCAUUUAAGUUACAGUUGUGUUUAAUUGACAAAAUAAAAUGUAUUGUCACUCACUUUCGAAAAAGUAGUAGAGCUAACCACAAACUCAAUAUGUAUCAAACAAGCAAUGGAUCUAAAGCACCCAAAAAAUUGAUGCAAGAUAUAAGUACAAGGUGGAACUCUACUUACUAUAUGUUAGAUCGUUUUGUUGAAUUGGAAGAUGCUAUUAGAGGUACUCUAGGGUUAUUAGAUAACCCUCCUCAAACACUCUCAGCAGAUGAAUGGAAAAUUACCAAAGAGCUUAUUCAAAUGCUACGUCCUUUUGAGGAAGCUACAAAGGCGGUAAGUGGUAGUAAGUAUAUGACCGCAUCUAUAAUUUUAGUAAUUUCUCAAGGUCUCAAAAAUGUUUGUGAGCAGAUGGCUAGGAAAAACUUUACUGUAGAGGUUAUAAAUGUUCUACAGCAGUUACUAAGUGGCAUGAAUCAUAGAGAUAGAUGGGGAGUUAUAGAAAAUAGUAAGACAUUGGUUAGGUGUACAUUCCUGGAUCCUCGAUUUUAA